Messenger RNA from Trypanosoma rangeli, 2649 nucleotides. RefSeq names its product WDdomain 60. Gene Ontology annotation, biological process: intraciliary transport. Gene Ontology annotation, molecular function: dynein light chain binding; dynein heavy chain binding. The record is from RefSeq and is a predicted model, not a curated record. Bases 1 to 2649 code for a protein of 882 amino acids. Gene Ontology annotation, cellular component: cytoplasmic dynein complex. NCBI's taxonomy places the organism in Eukaryota, Euglenozoa, Kinetoplastea, Trypanosomatida, Trypanosomatidae. The transcript has a single exon.
AUGGGCGAGGACGCUCCCACCGAAAAGUCGAAACGGGACGAGACAAAAGAAGAACGACGCGCCCGCAAAGAGAGAGAGCGUGCUGAACGAAAGCUGCAGGAGCAGAAUGAGGCAGAGAGGUCGGCGCAAGCCGCUGAGGGCAAUGUGAAGGAGCGGAGACAUAGGCGCGAGGAAACGGAGGAGGAGAGGCGGAUACGCAAAGAGCGCGAACGUGCGGAGCGCAAGGAGCGGGAACGAGAGAGGGAGAAGCUUGCAGGUGCUGCUGAGGAGGAUAAUGGAGAGCGGAGACAUAGGCGCGAGGAAACGGAGGAGGAGAGGCGGAUACGCAAAGAGCGCGAACGUGCAGAGCGCAAGGAGCGGGAACGAGAGAGGGAGCAGCUUGCACGUGCUGCUGAGGAGGAUAAUGGAGAGCGGAGACAUAGGCGUGAGGAAACGGAGGAGGAGAGGCGGAUACGCAAAGAGCGCGAACGUGCGGAGCGCAAGGAGCGGGAAAAGAUUAAACAAGAAUAUCAGCAAGAACAUGAUUCUAAUGGUGGCGUUUCGCGGAAAGUAUUAGUCAAUGAUGAAACUGUGGUGGAUGAUGAACUGCAAACGUGGCAGCAGGAAAACCAGGAGACCAAAAGAGGGGGUGUGGUGAUUGGAGGGACAAAGGAAGAGCUGACUACUGUGAUGGAAGCGGAAAAUCGUGCGAUUCGUCAGGCUGCGGAUGAGGCGAGAAAAGCUGCUCGGCGUGAUGAACGUCGACAUGCUGAGGAGGAACAGGAGGAGGAGGAGGCGAUGGAGCGACGAGAAAAGCGCCGCAAAGAGAGAGAAGAAAAAAAAUUACUCCAGUCUCAGAUGACGAAGACAUCGGGUGCAGUGGCGGGUAAGAGCGCGCUUGGUGUGUCGGAUCUGCAACGUCAAGGGUAUCGAACACAAUUUGAAAAGGACCUGCAACGUGCGACAGCCUUACGGCGGCUAGUGGGUAUGGAUGAUGUUUCUGUAUCCCUCAUUGAUGUUUCUCCGCAGUCGCAAUACGACAUGUAUAUUCGUAACUUUGUGGACACGAGUCGCAAACAGGCUGGGGUACAGGCUCCAGCAGAAGAGGAUUGUAUUGAUUUUGAAGUACAAGCGGAAAGGGUAGGUGUGCGGCAUCGCGGUGUUGAAGUACCCUGUGACUUGGGACUUUGCCCUGAGCAGUUUGCAGACCGACCGAUGCACUUUGUUAAUAAGGAUGUUGGCCAGGGCGAGGUUGGGAACACCAUGGAAAACAAUGAUGCUGUGGUUGAGGCUCCCCUGGGUAACGUUUCCGGCGCGCACAUGGUUGAUAGCACUUUGCUGGCAGCUUUUCUUGGGCGCGUUUUUCCCGUUAUGCAGGCCGUUUUAGAUGAGAAUGAUGAGGAGAAACUUGUUCCAGGAGAUUUCAAAUCAAAGAGUGAGACCCAGUUUUCUACCUCUUACACGACGUUUUCUUUUGCUGCCACCUGUAAUCGACCUGUUCUGAAGGUUUUUUUUAACCUCUGUGCUCCGGCGUAUGUGGCGGUGCUUCAUGGGUUGAGGGAGGAAGAAGGUCCGUCGAGAGAAUUGGACCGUUACAUGUCAGUUAUCGUGAUUUGGAACAUCUACGACUCCUCCUCACCAGAGAAGGUGCUUGUUAGCCCAUUGCUUUUGACAUGUAUGUGCAUGAGUCCACGGUGGCCCUACUUGGUUUACGCUGGAGCUGAGGAUGGUUCGCUUUACGUCUGGGAUACUCGCGAGCCAGAGCGGAACCACAUCACAGCUGGCUGCAUUCAACGAAACGCGUUUCGACUUCCCUCAUUUGCUACAUCAUGGCAAACUGGAAAUCAUAAUGCCCCAAUUGUCGCCGUUGCUGUAGCGGGCUAUAACACCGUCGUGGGUGUUCGUAAGGAUGAAAGUGAGCAGCUCGUUUCGCUUGAUGCCACCGGAGGGACGUAUUUUUGGGUUGUUAAUGAAAAGGACCAAUCCAAGGGCGCAAUCAGUGACACAGAGAACGGGCUGCAUAUGUUCUCGACAGUACGUUUAUUUUUGGCAACCUCAAAGUCUAAGGAUCACGUUAACGCUCUGUCCUUGAAUCAGGAAUCUUUUGCUUUGGACUUUGUUCCAACUGACUCCUCACAUUACGUUGUGGCAUGUGCAGCGGGUGUGCGACACAUAAGUCGUUUCGGAGGUAUAGCGGCACCCUCUCUUUACGGUCCGUGUUCUCGUUUUUUUGCGCGCCCAGUUGCCGUACCUUCGUGCGUGCGGUAUGGCACUGUCGAUAGCCGAAUUUUCGUAGUAGGAUACGAUGAUGGUAGUGUGCGUCUCUAUCUGCACACAGACGCUGAACCUCAACUUUCCAUGCCCCUGUGCAAUCAACGCAUCGUAGAUAUGAGGUUCAAUGGAGGUGAUAAAUGGCUGCUGUGGGCGUUGGACGCUAGUGGGACGUUGUUCCUUUUGGAUUUGGCGAAGAAAGACAAGGAGUUUCCGGUUUUAUCGCAGUCGCUGUUAGCUCCCGAUACCGGAUGCUGCACCUGUUUCGAUAUUCCACCUGAGGGAAAAGGUGAUAGCCGCGUGAUAGUGCUGGGAUUUGAAAAGGGAAUGAUUCAGUUACAUACUCUCACUGACCUCACGCACACUCCGAGCACUGACAGGGAAGAGCACUGGUUGUAG